AGCCGAAAGUUGAUAGGUUCCCGACCGGAAAUAUUAGAAUAGUGGAGUGGAGUUCGACACUCGAGCACUGGAAAAUGAGUCUGGGAUUACCCGGUGAUUGGGAGUUCAGCGGGAUGGGGAGGAGAUAGACGGAGGGCGGGUGGGUUCUAGGACCCGGUGGGGUCCCAGCCGCCGAGAGGGUAGCCAGUUGGCGGCGGGAGGGGGGAAUGGAGCGGGUGAUCCGCUGCGCCCUGUUGCUGUUGCUGGGCGGCCUGCUGCUGCUGCCGGAGGCCCAGUACGAGCAGUACAACUGGCGGAGCUUCCCGCAGGGCGAGCUGGUGCCGCUGGACUCGGCGUACCGCUACGCGCUGGAGCAGUACGCGGCGGGCAACUGGCGGGAGAGCGUCCGCUACCUGGAGCUGAGCCUGCGGCUGCACCGGCUGCUGCGGGAGAGCCAGGCUCACUGCGGCGCCGAGUGCGGGCGGCCGCCCCCGCCGCCCGACCCCGACCCCGCCGAGCUCCGUGCCUUCGGCCAGAUCCUGCAGCGGGCCGCCUGCCUCCGGCGCUGCAAGCGCUCGCUGCCCGUCUUCCAGCUCGCCCACCCGGAGAGGGAGACCCUCGUCCAGAUGGAGAACCGCGUCCCCUACAAGUACUUGGAGAGCGCCUUCUUCCAGCUGAACAACUUGGAGAAGUCCAUUGCUGCUGCCCACACCUUCCUGCAGAAGAAUCCGAAGGACGUGGCGAUGCAGAAGAAGAUGAAUUACUACAAGUCCAUCCCCGACAUCGAAACCUACCUUGUGGACGUGGAGGCUCGGGAGUACGAGGCGCUGUUCCUGAAGGCGGUGAAGGCCUACAACAACGGGAAUUUCCGCAGUAGCGUAACGGACAUGGAGCACGCUCUCCCGGAGUACUACAGGGCGCACCAGGAGUGCGUCAACGCCUGCGAGGAUUCCUGCGACGUCACCGACUUCAAGGAUUUCUAUCCGUCCGUAGCAGGACAUUUCGUGGAGACUGUCAAGUGCAAAGUGAAGUGCGUCCAGAACUUAACUCCCAACGUGGGCGGGUUCUUUGUGGAGAAGUUCGUGGCCACAAUGUACCACUACCUGCAGUUUGCCUACUACAAACUGAACGACAUUAAGAACGCCGUGUCCUGCGUGGCGACCUACAUGCUCUUUGACCCCGGCGACGAGAUCAUGCAGCAGAACGUGGUCUACUACCGAUUCUACCGGGAGAAGUGGGGCCUGCAGGAGGAGGAUUUCCAACCCAGGCUGGACGCCCAGAUCUAUUACAACCUGACCCGGCUACAGAACGAGCUACUGGAGUUCGCAGACAACUUCCUUCACCCAGAUGACGAGCAGAUGGAGGUGUCGGACGAGCCGGUGUCCGAGGGGCAGGGGGGGACCUCGGACUCGGAGUUCGAGGGGAUAGGGGACUACGAGGAGGCGAUCCUCGCCGACUGGUGGCAGGUGCCGAAGCAGAAGGGCGACGUGGACGAUGUGGCGGAGUAGCCGCGGACAGCCCGGGCCCGCGGGACUGGAAACACCCCCCCCCACCCCCCUUGGACUCCGCUGCGGGGGCAGUGAGGAGGGGGGCCGAGAGAGGAGCGUGCGUCGUCUUCCCCCGGGAGGCUGAGUUGGGAGGAGGGGUCCUGGCGCCCCGGAGAAAAAGAGUUCUGGAGUUUUGCAGAGCCAGGUCGCACUCGAAAACCCUCGCUGGCUGAUCAACCACCCUGCAUCUCCCAAGUCGGAUUCAGAUCAUUCUGCCCAUCGAGGCUGUUCCCCCCAUCCCAUCAUCCCUCUCAACCCGGUUCCUGCCUUCUCCCCGUCAUCUUUAACGCCAUGACUAAUCAAGAACCUAUCAACCUCCGCUUUAGACGUAUCCUUUAACUCUGCCUCCACAGCCGUCUGUGGCAAUGAAUACCAAAGUUUCACCACCUUCUGGCUGAAGAAAUUCCUCCUCAUCUUGGUUCUAAAGGGACGUCCCUCAAUUCUGAGGCUGUGCCCUCUGGUCCUAGACUCCCCCACUACAGGAAACAUCCUCUCCACAUCCACUCUACCUGUGCCCUCUGGUCCUAGACUCCCCCACUAUAGGAAACAUCCUCUCCACAUCCACUCUAUCUGUGUCCUCUGGUCCUAGACUCCCACACUAUAGGAACCACCCUCUCCACAUCCACUCCAUCUGUGUCCUCUGGUCCUAGACUCCCCCCACUACAGGAAUCAUCCUCUCCACAUCCACUCUAUCUGUGUCCUCUGGUCCUAGACCCCCCCACUAUAGGAAACAUCCUCUCCACAUCCACUCUAUCUGUGUCCUCUGGACCUAGACUCCCCCACUAUAGGAAACAUCCUCUCCACAUCCACUCUGUCUGUGUCCUCUGGUCCCAGACUCCCCCACUAUAGGAAACAUCCUCUCCACAUCCACUCUGUCUGUGUCCUCUGGUCCGAGACUCCCCACUAUAGGAAUCAUCCUCUCCACAUCCACUCUAUCUGUGUCCUCUGGUCCUAGACUCCCCCACUGUAGGAAACAUCCUCUCCACAUCCACUCUAUCUGUGUCCUCUGGUCCUAGACUCCCCCACUACAGGAAACAUCCUCUCCACAUCCAAUCUAUCUGUGUCCUCUGGUCCUAGACUCCCCCACUAUAGGAAACAUCCUCUCCACAUCCACGCUAUC
Hypanus sabinus (Atlantic stingray) is the source of this 2646-nucleotide messenger RNA. Its product is annotated as endoplasmic reticulum protein SC65-like. The transcript is spliced from 7 exons. Gene Ontology annotation, biological process: peptidyl-lysine hydroxylation; collagen fibril organization. Lineage: Eukaryota; Metazoa; Chordata; Chondrichthyes; Myliobatiformes; Dasyatidae. The record is from RefSeq and is a predicted model, not a curated record. Gene Ontology annotation, molecular function: protein binding; collagen binding. Gene Ontology annotation, cellular component: endoplasmic reticulum. The coding region runs from base 207 to 1487 and encodes 426 amino acids.